This is a messenger RNA of Lates calcarifer (barramundi perch), 2929 nucleotides long. RefSeq names its product carboxypeptidase Z (gene cpz). The record is from RefSeq and is a predicted model, not a curated record. The transcript has 13 exons. Gene Ontology annotation, molecular function: metallocarboxypeptidase activity; zinc ion binding; protein binding. Lineage: Eukaryota; Metazoa; Chordata; Actinopteri; Centropomidae. Gene Ontology annotation, biological process: proteolysis. The coding region runs from base 257 to 2257 and encodes 666 amino acids.
CACACACACACACACAGCUCUGUGCAGUGAAAUAUGAUCGGCGCUUGCUCGUAACGUACAGCAGUGAACCAGAAUCCUGGCGCGUCGUAUUUUUUGGGUCAGGGAUGCUCCGCGCAGACAAAGGAAGAAGGUUUCCGUGAUGUGGGUGGUAAUUAUCAUCUAGCCGAGAGAACGGAAAAGUUGCAGCUUUACAACACACACUGCCACAUCACACACCGCCCUUGUCAGGCAGCUUUUACUGCACUACAACUGCAACAUGCAUUUAGGACUUUUGGUGCUGUUUCUUUUCUGGACGAAAAGUUGUUGGUGCGCCCCGCAGCACGGCUGUGAGCCGGGAGACGAGCUUUUGGGAAGAUGCGGCAACAGCGUAUAUGAAGAGAAACCUACCUGUACAGAGAUGAACCUGGGCUACUGCAAUGAUAUGGAAUAUUCUAGAACCAUAUUCCCAAACAUCCUUGGACACCGGACUCGUUUGGAGGCUGAAUCAGGGGCAGAGUACCUCCUUCUGAGUGUCAUCCACGGCCUGCUCAAUGGAGAGUGCUCCCCUGAGAUACGUCUCGUAGGCUGCUCGGUGCUCGCCUCGCCCUGCCAGAAUGACAAGAUGAUCAAACCAUGCCGCAGCACAUGCGAGGCAUUGAGGAAAGACUGCAUCCAUGCCUUUGAGGCCAUCGAAAUGGCCUGGCCCUACUUCCUCGACUGUGACCGCUUCUUUGCCAGCGACCAAGAGGGCUGCUAUGACCCGUUGGCAGGGCUGAAAGCCAGACAAGAGCUAGCAAUGUCCAGCCUCUCUCCUGAAGAACCCAGCACCAUUAUCCAGUUCACCUACACUUCCAACUCCCAGAUGUACAGCUUACUAAAGAGAACAGCGGCCAAGUGUUCCCAUAUCUCUCAUGUCUACAGCAUUGGACGCAGCACUGAGGGCAAGGAUUUGCUGGUUAUUGAGUUCAGCAACAACCCUGGACAGCAUGAGCUAUUGGAGCCAGAGGUCAAGUUGGUGGGAAACAUGCAUGGCAACGAGGUGCUGGGCCGCCAGCUGCUCAUCUACCUGGCCCAGUACCUGUGUUCAGAGUACAUGCUGGGAAACCCACGAAUUCAGACGAUCAUCAACACAACCCGCAUCCAUAUUCUUGCCUCCAUGAACCCAGAUGGCUAUGAACUGGCUGCCUCAGAGGUAGAGGAUAACAGUGACCCGGAGCUCAGCAACCAGGAAGGUCACUUGUUGAAUGGUUGGACCAAUGGACGGACCAACGCCCAGAACAUUGACCUGAACCGAAACUUUCCAGACCUCACCUCUGUCUUCUAUCGGAAUCGCCGCAGUAGGCACUACCGUAUUGACCACAUUCCAAUUCCUGACGCCUACUGGUUUGGAAAAGUGGCACCAGAGACCUAUGCAGUGAUGAAAUGGAUCAGGUCAUUGCCGUUCGUGCAGUCUGCCAGCCUCCAUGGAGGGGAGCUGGUGGUCUCCUAUCCCUUUGACUUCUCCAGACACCCUCACGAGGAGAGGAUGUUCUCACCCACUCCAGAUGAGCAGGUCUUCAAGCAGCUGGCUCGUACCUACGCGGAUGCUCAUGCUACCAUGUCAAAUAAUGACACAGAGAGGUGUGGAGCCUCCUUUUACCGAACCAGGGGCAUCAUCAAUGGGGCACUGUGGUACAGUUUUGCUGGUGGCAUGUCAGACUUCAACUACUUGCACACUAAUUGUCUGGAGAUCACAGUGGAACUUGGCUGUGAUAAAUUCCCCUCAGAGGCAGAGCUUUACCCAGAAUGGAAGAGGAAUAAGGAAGCUCUGCUCAGUUUUCUUGAGUCAGUCCAUCGAGGGCUAAAGGGAGUAGUUAAGGAUGUUGAUGGCAAUGGGAUAAAAGGUGCUACUGUCUCUGUCAGGGGGAUUAGGAAAGAUGUCACCACAGCUGAAAAUGGAGACUACUGGCGGCUGCUGAACCCUGGUACUCACAUCCUGACAGCCACAGCCAAGGGUUAUUCCAGGGUCAGCAAGAGGGUUCAUCUGCCUCACAACAUGAACAAGGCUGGACGUGUCGACUUUAUCCUGGAGAAGGUUCCUGUGGAGCCAGAUAUCGAUGACCACCUCUUCCCCACAGUAGACACAUGGGAUCGAUUUGACCCCUACAACCAGUUUGAGCGCUACGGCGAGCCAGAUGUAAGCGAAGACGGGAUUGAGCGGCAGGAGAAGCCCUGGUGGUGGAACUACUUCUCCCAGUCUGGCAUUUCACCUCCAAACUGGCUGCUGCGAAAUGUUUAGACACAGUUUGGGAGAAGUAGGUCUUAUUGCACCACUGCAGAGGGAGACUGGUGAUGGACAGUCCAAUAUCCAGUCCCACUGGUACUCUCAGAGGCGUCUAUGUAGCAGGAGCUGUGACACUGAAAUAAGCAGUACCUAAAUAGAUUUCAGUGCUUCCUGGAAGGAUGUGAACAGGCUUUUUUCCACCAGGUAACAUUUAAUUCUGGCCUGUGAGUGGAGGUUUGGCCAAUAUUGCUUUGCAGCUGAAACUGAAUUGUUUGAAAUAAAAAUUCAACCACUGGGAAGUAAAUGAGUUAUGCUCAAUGACCUGCAUUUUAAAGAAGAUCACAAAAAUAAUGGUAUGCACUUAUUUGAAUAUUGUGAUCACAGAUUACAAUUUCACAUGGGACGACAGCUGUAUAAAAUGAGUUGAGUAAAAAGUUUCAUUCAGAUUUGACUAUUGUGUUACUACAUACCACAGGUAAUUUCCCUUUAUGUUUUAGCCACACUUUUUGGAUUAUACAAGGCCUAAUUGAGUCAGUGAAAAUGUCCCGGACCAAUUACAGCAUCUGAUAUUGAGCAGCACAUUUAUGCUUGGGUUAGCAGUAAUACUGUGCCAAUUGUGAGCAGUAUAAAUUCUUGCUUUGUUUGUUUUUCACAGGCAUGAAGAAUAAAUAUUAAAUAUUUCUGGCA